AGGAUGGAGAGGGCAAAGUUUGGGUACAGCUGUCUUCGUGAUCCCAUUGUGAACCACGGGGAUGCCUUCAGUCCGAACGAGCGAGACAGGCUGCAUCUGCGAGGACUGCUUCCUCCUGCUGUCAAGUCGUUGAGCCUGCAGGAGAAGCGUGUGAUGAAGCAGCUGAGUGAGAUCAGCGAGCCCCUGCACAAGUACUUCUUCCUCAUGUCGCUCCUCGACACCAACGAGACUCUCUUCUAUCGCGUGCUCGUCGACCAUCUCCAGGAGCUCAUGCCCAUCAUCUACACGCCUGUCGUCGGGCUGGCAUGCUUGCGGUAUGGGCACAUUUUCCAGCGCCCGCGUGGCAUGUACCUGUCGAUAGAGGACAAGGGCAACGUGAGCAACAUCCUCAACAACUGGCCCGAGUGUCAGGUGGACGUGGCUGUCAUCACUGACGGCGAGCGGAUUUUGGGCCUGGGGGAUCUCGGGGCCUACGGCAUGGGGAUCCCGAUCGGCAAGCUGAACCUCUACACGGCAUGCGCUGGCAUUCACCCGAGACGAUGCCUGCCGAUCCUCGUCGACGUGGGGACGAACAACAAGAAACUGCAUGCAGACGCCAUGUACACGGGCCUGCCGUCAGCGAGAGUGCGGGGAGAGGCUUACUUCGCCUUCAUGGAGGAAGUUCUCACGUCCUUGUCCAGUAAGUUCCCUGGGAUCCUGAUACAGUUUGAAGACUUUGGCAACACAACCGCCUUCCAGCUGCUGCAGAGCUACAGGCAGAGGAUCUGCACGUUCAACGACGACAUCCAGGGAACGGCAGCGGUGGCGCUUGCGGGCCUGCUAAGCGCUGUGAGGGUCAAGGGGACGAGGCUGAGAGAUGAGGUGCUGGUCUUCAUGGGGGCAGGCGAGGCAGGGACCGGCAUCGCAGACCUGGUGGUGGAGCAGAUGCAUGCAGAGGGGCUGACGAAGGAGGAGGCAAGGGCAAGGUGUUGGCUGGUGGACAGCAAGGGGCUGGUGGUCAAGUCGAGGAGGGAGGAGCUUCAGCAUCACAAGCUCAACUAUGCGCACGAGCACGGCAAGAUCAAGGACCUGCUCUCUAUCGUCCGCACCCUCCGCCCUACCGCCCUCAUCGGCGUCUGUGCGACAGCCAAGGUCUUCACGCGGGAGAUCGUGGAGCUGAUGAGCGAGAUCAACGAGCGCCCCAUCCUCUUCCCUCUCUCCAACCCCACGCAGCUGGCCGAGUGCUCGGCAGAGGAGGCCUGGACAUGGACGCGAGGAAAGGUUCUCUUCGCCAGCGGCUCUCCCUUCGACCCCAUCGAGCGCGACGGUCGCUUGUUCGUCCCCGGGCAAGGCAACAAUGCCUACAUCUUCCCCGGCGUUGGGUUGGGCGCGGUGGUGGGAAAACUCCGUCAUAUCACUGACAACAUGUUCCGAAUCGCCGCUCGCGCUCUCGCGGAUCAGGUGACGGACGGAGACAUCAAGAAUGGAUGCUUGUUCCCCCCGCUACAAGACAUGCGAAGGGUGUCGGAGAAGAUCGCGGUGGCAGUGGUGCAUGAGGGAAUGAAGGAGGGGAUGUGCUCUGCGACGCUGCAGGAGGGUGAAGUGCUUGCAGCCGUUCGGAAGGCGAUCUAUGUGCCGGACUACUCGCCCAUGUGUAAACUAUGAGCAGAGAGAUAAAGGGGUUGCAAUCCAAUGUAGGAGGGGAGGGGAAAGAGAGGAAGGGAUGGAGUAGGAGAGAAAUAAAACACAGGAGGAGUCGG
This is a messenger RNA of Guillardia theta CCMP2712, 1739 nucleotides long. RefSeq lists its product as hypothetical. The transcript is spliced from 2 exons. Gene Ontology annotation, molecular function: NAD binding; malate dehydrogenase (decarboxylating) (NADP+) activity; malate dehydrogenase (decarboxylating) (NAD+) activity. Lineage: Eukaryota; Cryptophyceae; Pyrenomonadales; Geminigeraceae. Gene Ontology annotation, biological process: malate metabolic process; pyruvate metabolic process. Bases 4 to 1644 code for a protein of 546 amino acids. The record is from RefSeq and is a predicted model, not a curated record.